Messenger RNA from Ascochyta rabiei, 480 nucleotides. RefSeq lists its product as uncharacterized. Gene Ontology annotation, biological process: pyruvate import into mitochondria. The coding region runs from base 1 to 480 and encodes 159 amino acids. Lineage: Eukaryota; Fungi; Ascomycota; Dothideomycetes; Pleosporales; Didymellaceae. The record is from RefSeq and is a predicted model, not a curated record. Gene Ontology annotation, cellular component: mitochondrial inner membrane. Gene Ontology annotation, molecular function: pyruvate transmembrane transporter activity. The transcript has 2 exons.
AUGUCGUUCCGCCCGGGCUCGCGCAUCUUCAGCGCCUUCCGCACAAACUUCCGCCAGUACUACGCCCGCCGCAAUGCCUCGACCGCACCGGGCGCCGAGCCCAGCGGCUUCGCAAAGUUCUGGGCGUCGCCCGUCGGCCCCAAGACCGUCCACUUCUGGGCGCCCGUCAUGAAAUGGGCCAUGGUCGCCGCCGGCGCCUCCGACUUCUCGCGCCCCGCCGAGUCGCUCUCGCUGACCCAGAACUUUGCCCUCAUGUGCACAGGCGCCAUCUGGACCCGCUGGUGCUUCGUCAUCCGCCCCAAGAACGUCGCCCUGGCCGCCGUCAACGCCCUCCUGUUCUGCGUCGGCGCCACCCAGGUCGGCAGGAUCUACAGCUACAACCAGAGCGUCAAGGCUACCGACUUGGCAAAGGCCGAGGGCAAGGAGCUGGAGACGGACCUCAAGGCCACCGCUGCCAAGGCGGAGAAGAAGCUGUCGUAG